AUGCUUCUGGCUGAGACCUGGCUGCGCUCGACCACCCCGAACCGCCUCCUGGUCAUUCCAGGAUACACGCUCUGUCGUGUGGACCGCCCAGAUGGUAGCGGUUACGGCGGUGUCGCAAUUAUCACCAAGGCUAAAAUCACGUCAACCGCACUCAAGAUCCCGGGCAGUGGGAGCUCUGCCAGCAGCCUGGAGUCACUUUACGGCACACACGGCUGCACGGCCGGGCGGGCCGAGCAGGCGUUCGAGUACCUCUCCAGCAGCGGCGACGGCCUAUCGAAGGCCGCCGAUUACCGGUACUACGGCGGCGACUGGGAGAGCUGCCGUUCCCACACGGGCGUCGCACACAUCUCCGACUGGAGGUUCACGUCGCGCGCCAGCGAGCCCGAGCUCGAGUACGUGGUGGCCACGGUGGGGCCGACGGCGGCGCGCAUCGACGCCGACCACACGGCGUUCCAGCUGUACGCGGGCGGCGUGCUGCACGUGAACCACUGCAGCACCGACCGGCCCACGCUGGCCGUCGAGGUGGUCGGCUUCGGCUCAGAGGACUACUUCGGCCAGCUGGUCACCUACUGGCUGAUCAAAAACUCGUGGGGACCCGGCUGGGGCGAGUACGGCUACUUAAAACUCCACAAGGACGCCAACAACAUGUGCGGAAUAGCGACCGACGCCUCCUACCCGCUGGUUGG
This is a messenger RNA of Amphibalanus amphitrite, 686 nucleotides long. RefSeq names its product cathepsin L-like. The annotation marks the transcript as partial. The transcript is spliced from 2 exons. Gene Ontology annotation, cellular component: lysosome. Gene Ontology annotation, molecular function: cysteine-type endopeptidase activity. The record is from RefSeq and is a predicted model, not a curated record. Lineage: Eukaryota; Metazoa; Arthropoda; Thecostraca; Balanomorpha; Balanidae.